Molecule: messenger RNA, 822 nt
Organism: Penicillium waksmanii
Lineage: Eukaryota; Fungi; Ascomycota; Eurotiomycetes; Eurotiales; Aspergillaceae
Product: short-chain dehydrogenases/reductase
Exons: 2
Coding region: 1-822 (273 amino acids)
Biological process (GO): triglyceride catabolic process; phosphatidic acid biosynthetic process
Cellular component (GO): lipid droplet; endoplasmic reticulum
Molecular function (GO): acylglycerone-phosphate reductase (NADP+) activity; triacylglycerol lipase activity
Source: RefSeq, a predicted model, not a curated record
AUGGCGAAGACAGUUUUAAUCACAGGGUGUAGCGAUGGAGGUCUCGGGGCCGCAAUGGCAAAGGUCUACCGUGCAAAAGGUUUCCACGUCUUCGCAACGCUACGCAACAUAACAAAGGCAGGGUCUUUGCUCGACAUGGACGGUAUAGAAAUUCUUGAACUCGAAGUCACAUCGGUGGAGUCUAUUCGCAAAUGUGCCGAUACCGUUGCGAAAUCCACUGACGGGAGACUGGAUAUCUUGGUGAACAACGCCGGCGUCAACGCUAUCGUGCCCCUUCUUGAUGCAUCUAUCGACGAUGCCAAGAAGGUUUACGAUGCAAACGUUUGGAGUAUUGUUGCUAUGGCGCAAGCCUUUUCGCCCCUGCUGAUUGCGACCAAAGGCACCAUGUGCAAUGUCAGUUCGGUAUCUGGCGAAAUGGUCUUUGCAUGGGCGGCAGCUCUCGGAGUGCCCAGACCCGGCUUUCGGAGACACUGCGCCUCGAGAUGGCCCCCCCUCGGCGUGCGAGUCGUCACGGUCAUCCUUGGUGGUGUUGAAACUAGCGGAAACAAUCCGUUGAAUAUUCCCGACCUUGAAUUACCCUCCAAUUCGCACUAUCAGAAAAUCACCAGCAUCAUCGAUCGCCACAAGAAGACUGAAAUCCACCCGAAUAAGCAGAAUAUCAACACUGCUGCGACCAAUGUGGUCGAGGAUGUGCUUAAGGGCUGCGGUCCUUUUAUUCGACGUGGACAGGCCUCCACUCUGAGUUGGAUCUGCAACACCUUUCUUCCCUAUCGACUCUUUGUUUGGAUGAUCAAUCGGGAUUCGGCAUUGAGUCAAGUCUGA